This is a messenger RNA of Moesziomyces antarcticus, 2985 nucleotides long. RefSeq lists its product as uncharacterized. Gene Ontology annotation, molecular function: phosphatidylcholine binding; choline-phosphate cytidylyltransferase activity. The transcript is spliced from 2 exons. Gene Ontology annotation, biological process: CDP-choline pathway. Lineage: Eukaryota; Fungi; Basidiomycota; Ustilaginomycetes; Ustilaginales; Ustilaginaceae. Gene Ontology annotation, cellular component: nuclear envelope. The record is from RefSeq and is a predicted model, not a curated record. Bases 1 to 2985 code for a protein of 994 amino acids.
AUGGCAGCGCCCUCCAGAACGCCACACACCGGCAGCGGCAGCAGCGUCGCAAGCGCCGCCGCACCAGCGCAAGCACCAGCAUCGUCUCUGUCGCCCACAUCGCCAGCAGGCCAGACCCACCCGCACCACCAUCACCAUCACCAUCAUCAUCAUCACCAUCACCACGCUCAUCACAUCACCGACCCUGCGCGCCGAAAGAAGAAGCACCUCCCAGCCCAGCUCGCCCAGCUGCAGCUCGAGAACGAGGACGAGGAUGCCAACAACUUCAUCUCGUCAUCUCGCGACGCUUCCGAAGAGGACAAUGACGAUCAAGAGGAGACCUUUGACGACGAUGCAUCCAUUGCAUCUCUCCGCCAGCAUCAGCAGGGUGCAAGCACCAGCUCCCUGACCAACGUUCCCAUCUCCUCAUCGCUCUCCUCUAUCCCGCCCAAUGAUCGCGACCAAGCUCUGAUCGACUCGGCCGCAUUGCAUCAGCCGUCCAAGCUGCAGCACCAGCUCAAGCCCACCACUGCUCUCGAUGACAAGACACCCGCAAGCACAAGUCCGCCUCGCGUCGCCGCCGCCCCAGCAGUCGCUUCCGCGGCUGGAAUUGCUGGCGCUCCCACCAGGACCGCUCAGCCAAACGUGCAGCACGGCUUCGUCUCUCCCACACAGCAGCAGAACCAGUCGUCGCAAGAUCGCAGACGCGAGGCCUCGUCCGAUGACGACGACCGAUACGUCCGCCCCUCGGUGGGUGCGACGCUGGCGAACGCAAGCGCUGCCCUCUCCAGCAGCUCGUCGACCGAGCUCCUCCCCAAGGCGAUCGUCGCACAGCGACAGGCGACUCACCCAGCUGGAGCGGCCUCCGAUCGCUCUGCAAAGGCGAACUCGGGCGCCAACCUCAACCUCGGCUCGCUUCCAGCUCCCAAUCUUGCAGGCGGCGCUUCCUCGUCUCAGCCGUUGAGCACGGUCAAGCCACAGAGCCAAGCCAUUGACCCCAUCUCGAGCGCCACGGCUGCGGCUACGCCCAAGGCGCAGCAGGUAAGCGAGACCAGCGCAGCGCCAGCUCCGGACAGUGCUAUGCUUGGUCAAGCCGCCACCUCGGGCGGCAUCUCACCGGCUGCCAAGCGCAAGACUUCCGCCUCGCAUCACGCUUCCACCGCUAGUGCACGCCGCGCAGAGAUCCACGAUGGCGCUGCCGAAGAGGCUGGCAACAACACGGAUGGUGCCACCCCCUACGAUGGCGAUGUCGAGUAUGCCGCCCGCACCCCCUCGUCUGUUCCAGCCGGCACCAGCUCGUCUGGCGGCAAUGUUCCGAUUCAGCGCGACAUCAGCAAGUCUGCUUCCGCAGCGAGCCGCGCUCCCGCCAAGAGCACCGCCCCGGGACCUGUCCGUUCGCUCUCAUAUAUCGAGACCAUGAAGAGCAAACACGCCGACUGCCAACCCGAAGGCGACGAGUUCGAGGAGGGCGGCUUCCAGCCCUCGUCGAUCCCAUCGGCAGAAGAGAUCCAGGCCUGGGUCAACCAAGCCAUCUUCAAGCCUGACGCUCAGCGCGACUACUCGAUCAACCCGCCGCCCAAGCGCUACGACAGCGAGGGUCGCGAACGCCCCAUCCGCAUCUAUGCCGACGGGGUCUACGACCUCUUCCACUACGCCCACGCGCUGCAGCUUCGUCAGGCCAAGCUGUCUUUCCCGUCGGUGCACCUCAUCGUGGGCGUGGUGAGCAGCUUCUCGUGCGGCAAGCACAAGAACAAGCCCGUGCUCACAAGCCAGGAGCGCUACGAGUGCGUGCGCAACUGCCGCUGGGUCGACGAGGUUCUCGAAGACGCUCCUUGGGUGGUCGACCAGAACCUCAUCGACACUCUCGAGAUCGACUACAUCGCCCACGACGACCUGCCGUAUUCGGGCAUUGGCAUGGAGGACAUCUACGCAUUUGUCAAGAAGCAGGGCAGAUUCCUGCCUACCAGAAGGACCGACGGUGUGUCGACGUCCGAACUGCUCGGUCGUAUCGUCGAGGUCUAUAGGGAGGGCAGCCUCGAUGGCAAGCUCACCAAGAUCGGGCUCGAGGACCUCACCUCCACACAUAUUCCCAAGUCAAGCAUCGAUCUUCUCGAUAAGAUGUACGCUCCCACUCGCGGCGGUGCACGCGGCGGUGCGGCCGAGUUCAGCUGGGACAAGGUCAAGGAGUCCAAGGACCGCGAGUUCUACCUUGGCAACUCGGUCGCUGCUCCCACCGGUCGAUGGCAAGACGGACGCGACAUCAACUGGUACAACAAAGACAGCUCGUCCUCCGCAUCCGCCGCUGCCGAAGAGAGGCGUGAAGAGCUGCGCCGAAUCAAAGAGGCCGAAACGGCGGCGCUCUACGCUAAACUCGGUAAGCCGCCUCCGCCCUCAACCACCGACUCUUCCGCCAAAGUUGGCGACAGACUGGCUGUCGGGUCGGCAUCGACGUCAGGAAGGAGUGCUACGGGUGCCAACGGCGAACCUCUCGAUGCGUCAAGAUCCAAGUGGGGAGGAGAGGAGGAGAUUUCAGAGGCAGACAAGAAGCUUGCUCGCAAGUUCGCUAGAGACGAGGUGAGGAGACGCCGUGCAGAGGCGGGCGAGGACGGAAGCAGGAGCAAGCGCGAUCGCGACAGCCACCACAAGAGCAGCAGUCGACAUGGUGAAGACGAUGAAGAUCGUCGCAGACGCCAUGAGCGGCACCGAGACUCGAAGCGACACCGCGAGCACGGCCGCGAUGGCGACGAGUCGAAACGAAGCCACCGUCGAAGCGGACGAAGUCGCAGUCGGAGCGCGAGUCCGAGCAGGGGAAGCAGGUCCAGAUCGCCUGAAUCUUCGCGACGACACCGUCACCAUCGCCAUCAACGAGACCACGACGCAAGCAGUCAUCGUGCGAGGGAUUCCACGUCUGCUGAGCGCGAGCACCGCCGGCACCGAGACGAUGACUCGCGGCACCAUCCAUCGUCACGUCGCGAGCAUGAUAGCUCGCAUCGUCGAAGAGAUUGA